Molecule: messenger RNA, 2202 nt
Organism: Cyclopterus lumpus (lumpfish)
Lineage: Eukaryota; Metazoa; Chordata; Actinopteri; Perciformes; Cyclopteridae
Gene: slc1a9
Product: solute carrier family 1 member 9
Biological process (GO): L-glutamate transmembrane transport
Cellular component (GO): plasma membrane
Molecular function (GO): glutamate:sodium symporter activity; L-glutamate transmembrane transporter activity; neutral L-amino acid transmembrane transporter activity
Source: RefSeq, a predicted model, not a curated record
AUGCAGGCCUACGUGCGGGAUGUAAGCAUACCGUUUAGUCGUGAACACUGUCGGCUUCGGGACUCCCGGAGAGUUGAAAGGGAGGAAAGAGGAGCUGGUGACUGGCGGCCGGUCCCCCUCACAGGUCUUUCUGGGGAAGGGGGGGGGGGGGCAGCGGAGACACAAUGGAGGUCUAUGGAGGACACACAGGCCGACACACAGGCCGACACACAGGCCGACAGACAGUUCAACGGGUCCUCUGAGCAGAUAAGCAGGAUGACAAACCAGUCGACAGCCAACCAGUCCAAAGCCAACAAGAAGGAGAAAGAGGAAAGCCAGCGAGAUGACAACACGGACGUCGUGUAUAAAGAUGCGGGCCACUGCAGCCGCAACAGCCACAACCUGCUGCUGGGACUCACCGUGUUGGGUGUGGUCAUGGGGGUGCUGUUCGGGAUGCUGCUGCGCUACAUGAAGGUGAAGGACGACUCCGUCCUCACUCUGAUUUCCUUCCCCGGAGAAAUCCUGAUGAGGAUGCUGAAGAUGCUCAUCCUGCCUCUGAUCAUCUCCAGCCUCAUCACAGGGCUGGCCGGGCUCGACGCCCGCUCCAGUGGCAGGAUGGGCAGCAGAGCCAUGGUGUACUACAUGACCACCACCGUGAUCGCCGCCAUCCUCGGGGUCAUCCUGGUGUUGGGGAUCCACCCGGGGAACCCCAAACUGAGGGGCGACUCGUCGACCUCGGCCCCGAAGAACCAGGAGGUCAACAGCAUGGACGCCUUCCUGGACCUGCUCAGGAACCUCUUCCCGGAGAACCUGGUGCAGUCCUGCUUCCAACAGGUUCAGACGGUGCUGAAAACGGUGCCGGUGGCGGCACCAAACCAAUCCGAGUCCAUCAUCGUGAGCCGGAAGAAACUGGAGUACAAAUGGGGCAUGAACGUCCUCGGCCUCAUCGGCUUCUUCAUCGCCUUCGGGAUCUGCAUGAGCCGGAUGGGCGAGCGGGGGAAGGUCAUGUGCGACUUCUUCAACAUCCUCAACGAGAUCAUCAUGACGAUGGUUUCCAUGAUCAUGUGGUACUCCCCCAUCGGCAUCGCCUCCCUGAUCGCGGGGAAGAUCGCGGCCAUCGGGAACCUGGAGGUGGUGGCCAGGCAGCUGGGCAUGUACAUGGUGACCGUCAUGGUGGGCCUGGUGAUCCACGGCGGCUUGAUCCUCCCCGCCAUAUUCUUCGCCAUCACCAGAAAAAACCCUUUUACUUUCUACCAGGGGAUCUUUCAGGCCUGGAUCACGGCUCUGGGCACUGCGAGCAGUGCAGGAACGUUGCCCGUCACCUUCCGCUGCCUGGAGGAGAAUCUGAAGAUCGAUAAGCGCGUGACUCGCUUCGUGCUGCCCAUCGGCGCCACCAUCAACAUGGACGGCACGGCGCUGUACGAGGCCGUGGCGGCCAUCUUCAUCGCCCAGAUGAACGACAUCUCCUUGGACACCGGGCAGAUCAUCACCGUCAGUCUGACUGCCACCCUGGCCAGUGUCGGAGCCGCCAGUAUUCCCAGUGCUGGACUGGUCACCAUGCUACUGAUCCUGACGGCCGUGGGGCUUCCCACUCAGGACAUCAGUCUGCUCAUCGCCGUCGACUGGCUGCUUGACCGAAUGCGUACCUCCAUCAACGUGGUGGGCGACUCAUUCGGCGCAGGCAUCGUGGACCACUUGUCGAAGGCCGAGCUCGCCGAACUCGACGCGGCGGAAAUGCAAAUGCUGCAGCCGGAGGAGCUGGACUUCAUCCCCCCGCCGCCGGUCCUCGAAGAGAUGAUGGACCUGAUCGACCCCUUCAAACCGCCCGAGCUGCCCCCCCGCUCCCCUCGCCCGCCCAAGCAAAACCACCACGGCCACGUCGUCUCCCAGUCCCGGUCCCACUCUCCGUCCCGCUCCGUCCGCUCCCCAUCUCCGCGCUCCGUGUGCUCCCACUCCCCGCGGCCGUUCCGCACUCAUUCACCGCGCAUCCUCCGCCGGACGGAGGCGGGCUACUGCGCCCUGCCCAGCCACGACAACCAGAUUCCCACAAUGCACCGCUCCCACAGGGAGAGAGACCGGGAACGGGAGCGUCUGAGGCGAGAGAGCGAAACCGAAGAGGAGGAGGAGAGAGAGAGGGCCCUGGGCGAAACGAGCGACGGCGAGGAGAGCGACGACACCGCUUACGACCGGAGGCAGGCCAUGCCGCCGGGCGACCUGCCGUGA